CUCGGAUCCGCUGUCCUGUUUACAUAUCCGAAUAUUGCAGCAAUUGCAGGAGUUCAGGGUCUGCUCGUCUAUGCCCUCUCUUCGGGACUGCCACUGCUCAUCUUUGCUGCUCUGGGUCCUAUCAUUAGGAGGAAAUGUCCCGAUGGCUUCGUGCUGACGCAGUGGACACUGGAGCGAUACGGACUCAUCACGUCUUUGUACUUGAGCUUCUUCAGUUGCGCAACUAUAUGGCUCUACAUGGUCGCCGAGCUCUCGGCUCUCCAGCAGGUCGUCAAUCUCCUCACGGGUCUGAACGGCCUGCCUGCCCUGAUCGUGCAAGCUGCCAUUACCACCACAUACACGGCUCUAGGAGGGUUCCGGGUGUCGUUCGUCACCGACAACAUCCAAGGUGCCAUGGUCCUUCUGUUUCUCAUCGUGGGAACCAUCGCCAUUGGAGUGACGGUCGACAUUGAUCGAUCAUUGAUUCCCGUCUCGAACUAUCUCGAACCCAGUCUUCUCGGCUGGCAACUCCUCUACAUCCUUCCCGUGGCCAUUCUCACCAAUGACUUCUUCCUCUCCAACUUCUGGCUCCGAGCAUUCGCCGCAAAGACGGACAAGGACCUCUACAUUGGCGUCAGUAUCGCCGCUGUUGCAGUCACCAUCAUCACCACCCUCGUCGGAGUCUCGGGUCUCAUCGCUGGAUGGUCAGGAGUACUCGGCAACCCACCCGAGGCGUCCGGCAUCGAACUCUUUACCCUCCUCGAGACCCUUCCGACAUGGGUCGUCGGCAUCGUUCUGGUCAUGGUCGUCACCCUCUCCAUCUCCGCCUUUGACUCGCUCCAAUCCGCUCUCAUCUCCACCGGCUCCAACGAUUUCUUCCGCAACAAGCUCAACAUCUGGUGGGUGCGAUUCUUCGUGGUUCUCCUCAUCAUACCUACAGUCGUGGUCGCGCUCAAAAGCCCGAGCGUGCUCCAGAUCUACCUCAUCUCGGACAUCAUUUCCGCGGCCAUGAUCCCCUGUCUCGUCAUCGGUCUCAGCUCGAAAUUCUACUUUUGGCGCGGCUUUGAAGUGGUCGUUGGAGGUCUCGGCGGGAUAUUAUCCGUCUUCCUCUUCGGACUCGUCUAUUACGACGGAGACGUCUCCCGAGCGGGAAGCCUUCUGAUCCUCUCCGACGGCUUGUACGCCAGCGAUUGGUCCGUCUUUGGCGUCUUUGUCGCUGCACCCGUGGGCGGGCUCUUGUGGGCACUUGCGGCCUUUGUGGCUCGAAUCAGUGUCCUGUGGACUGUGGCCAAGGUGAAAGGUCAUCGCUUUACGGCAUUUGAUCGACCCGCUGCACCUGCCGCGGCGUUUGAGCCCGAGGAGCGCUCAAGUACAGAGUAUGGGACUGCGAAUCUGGAUGCUCCUGCUGUUUCCAAGGCUCCUGUUGAUGUCAAGCACAUGUUCUUUUAA
This is a messenger RNA of Sphaerulina musiva SO2202, 1428 nucleotides long. RefSeq lists its product as uncharacterized. The transcript is spliced from 2 exons. The annotation marks the transcript as partial. NCBI's taxonomy places the organism in Eukaryota, Fungi, Ascomycota, Dothideomycetes, Mycosphaerellales, Mycosphaerellaceae. The record is from RefSeq and is a predicted model, not a curated record. Gene Ontology annotation, molecular function: transmembrane transporter activity. Gene Ontology annotation, biological process: transmembrane transport. Gene Ontology annotation, cellular component: membrane.